AUGCAAGGAACACAAUUCGAUUCUACACCAGUUCGAGUACUUAAAAGUGAUACCCAACAUGUUGUUGGUGAUACAGCACGAAUGACUGCAACAGUAGGUGCUAUUGCUAUUGCAGAUUUAGUUAAAACAACGUUAGGACCAAUGGGAAUGGAUAAAAUAUUAAUUGGUUCAUCACAAGCUGAUAAUAUUACUGUUACUAAUGAUGGAGCAACUAUUCUCAAAUCAGUUAGAUUAGAAAACCCUGCUGCUAAAGUUCUUGUUGAAAUGAGUAAAACAACUGAUGAAGAAGUUGGAGAUGGAACAACAUCAGUAACCGUAUUAGCUGGAGAAUUAAUGAGAGAAGCAGAGAAAUUAAUGGCAGAAAAAAUUCAUCCGCAAGUUAUUAUUGAGGGAUGGAGAAUUGCUUUAAAGGCUGCACAAGAAAAAUUAGAAACUAUGCAAUUUGAUGUUUCAAGUGACCACGAAGCAUAUAAAAAAAGACUAAUGGAUAUUGCACGUACUACUUUAUCAUCAAAAAUUCUUUCAGCAGAAAAAGAAAAAUUUGCACAAAUUGCAGUUGAUGCUAUUGAAAAGAUUGGAGAUGCUGACAUUGACAAUGUUGUUAUUCUCCAAAAGAUUGGAGGAGAAAUGAGAGAGUCAUAUUUAGAAGAUGGAUUCUUAUUAGAAAAGAAAUUUGGAACAGCACAAAAACAUAAAGUAGAAAAUCCAAAAAUCAUGGUUGCUAAUACUGCUAUGGAUAAUGACAGAAUUAAAAUUUGGAGUGGUAAAGUUAAAGUUGAUAGUGUUUCAAAAGUAGCUGAAAUUGAAGAGGCUGAGAGAAGUCGUAUGUUAAAGAAAUGUGAACAAAUUAAAGCACAUGGAGUUACUUGUUUUGUUUCAAGACAAUUAAUAUAUCCAAUUCCAGAACAAUUCUUUAACGCUAAUGGUAUUGUUUCAAUUGAUCAUGCUGACUUUGAUGGAGUUGAAAGAAUUGCAGCAUUAUCAGGUGCAGAAAUUUUAUCUACUUUUGACCAUCCUGAUGAAGCUAAAUUAGGUACAUGCAAAAGUAUUGAAGAAAUUAUGAUUGGUGAAGAGACUUUAAUUAGAUUUAGUGGAUUUCCUCAUGGUGGAGCUUGUACUGUUGUAUUAAGAGGUCCAUCUAAACAAUUAUUAGGAGAAAUGGAAAGAAGUCUUCAUGACGCAUUAUGUGUUUUACAUAUUAUUCGUAAAGAUACUAAAAUGAUUUGUGGAGGUGGUUGUGUUGAAAUGGAAUUAAGUUUAGCAGUUGAAGAAGCUGCUAAAAAAACCGAAGGCAAAAAAGCUUUAGCAGUUGAGGCUUUUGCUCGUGCCUUAAGACAACUACCAAUGAUCAUUGCUGAUAAUGCUGGUUAUGACUCAGCUGAUCUUGUUGCUCAAUUACGUGCUGCUCAUGCAAAUAACUCAAUUCAAAAUGCUGGUUUAGAUAUGGAACAUGGUACUAUUGCUGAUAUGAAACAAAUUGGUAUUAUUGAACCUUUUAGAGUGAAAAAACACAUUUUAACUGCUGCUACUGAAGCUGCUGAAAUGAUUAUUCGUGUUGAUCAUAUUAUUCAGGCUGCUCCUAGAAAAAGAGAACAAAGAUAA
Molecule: messenger RNA, 1602 nt
Organism: Entamoeba histolytica HM-1:IMSS
Lineage: Eukaryota; Evosea; Mastigamoebida; Endamoebidae
Product: T-complex protein 1 beta subunit, putative
Exons: 1
Coding region: 1-1602 (533 amino acids)
Biological process (GO): protein folding
Cellular component (GO): cytosol; chaperonin-containing T-complex
Molecular function (GO): ATP hydrolysis activity; ATP binding; ATP-dependent protein folding chaperone
Source: RefSeq, a predicted model, not a curated record